Messenger RNA from Syngnathus typhle (broad-nosed pipefish), 2232 nucleotides. Its product is annotated as rho GTPase-activating protein 24-like. Gene Ontology annotation, biological process: wound healing, spreading of epidermal cells; negative regulation of Rac protein signal transduction; signal transduction. The transcript has 10 exons. The coding region runs from base 1 to 2085 and encodes 694 amino acids. Gene Ontology annotation, cellular component: focal adhesion. The record is from RefSeq and is a predicted model, not a curated record. Gene Ontology annotation, molecular function: GTPase activator activity. NCBI's taxonomy places the organism in Eukaryota, Metazoa, Chordata, Actinopteri, Syngnathiformes, Syngnathidae.
AUGGGACUCAGCUGCUUCAAGUCCUGGAAACAUGACAGAGCCGGCCUCAAAGGAAACAGAGACGUUUUGGCCAGCCCGGGUUCCUAUUUCUUCCUGUCCAACAGCGCCGGCCAGGGGGACGAGUGGCUGAAAAGCCUCAAUAGGGGAGUCUGGAUCCCCUUCACAGGUGUCUUUGGUCAGCGUCUGGAGGAGACGGUGCUGUACGAGCGGCGUUACGGCGUUUGCUCGGUUCCCCUGGUGGUGGAGCAGUGCGUGGCCUUUAUACGAGAGCGGGGCCUCCAGGAGGUGGGCUUGUUUCGCCAACCGGGACGGGCCAGCUCGGUGAGGGAGCUGCAGGAGGCCUUUGACGCCGGGGAAAGGCCCUCCUUCGACAGUAACACAGAUGUCCACACGGUGGCAUCACUGCUGAAGCUCUACUUGCGGCAGCUACCUGAGCCUUUGGUUCCUUUCGGUCACUACCGGGACUUUCUCCUCAGUGGGCAAAAGCUUUCGAGUGACCGCGCGCAGGGCUUGGAGGAGUUGAGGAGUCUUCUUCAGGAGCUGCCGGUGGCCAACUUCAACCUUCUUCACUUUAUAUGCCAGUUCCUCAACGAGGUGCAGAGUCACUCAAAAGGGAACAAGAUGAGCUGCCAGAACUUGGCCACGGUCUUUGGGCCCAACAUUCUCCGAGCUAAGGCGGAGGACCCGCAAAGCAUCGUGGGAGGUGCAGCACUCGUCCAGGUGCUGAUGUCGGAGUUGAUCAGGGAGCACCAGUCCCUGUUUUCCAGAGUCUCCCUAGCAGCUCCCGCGCAAACAGCCAGAGGAUUUCACGCGUCGCCCGGUCCUCUCAGACGAGCGCAUCUGCACCAAGCCCCCUGCCUUCGCCAGAUGUCGCUGCCACUUAUUGCCGAGCCGUGCCGGGAGUCGGGAGAGAGUAGCAGUACAGAUACCUGUUUCGCUUGCUCGUGCAGCUCAAUCCCUUUGUCGUCGGAAGUCACCUCCAACCGCGAGAGCUUCCUGGGCCAUCGCUACACCUCGUCGCAUCCGGAAAACUGCUUCUUCCCGCUAUCGAGUCAUCUCCUUCAGAACCACACCGAGGAGAGAACAAGAGAUCAACAGCAGCACUUAACCAGUUGCCCAUCAUCCCCUGCAAAUGUUCGCAGCGAUGCAAAGCCGACAUUUGCGCCCAUGGACCGGAUGGAGGUCUGGACCGCUCUGGGAGAGGCAGCAGGCGACACAGGUGGCAAAAAUCUGCACUUGACGGAUGUUAAAAAACAAACAAACCUCUCUGCAGCAGGGGGCGGCUACCUGUGGAGUUCAAGUGCCACUCAGAUGGCAGUCGCUAAAGUUGAGGGCGCCCAAGAGGCCAGCGGGGACAGCAGUGAGGCGCAGGAAGACAGCACGCUAUCCCAUUAUGACAACUUGGACAGAGCGUCUUCCAGUCAGACAUUGGACGACAUUGCAGGUGAGCAUUUGGACCCAAACAGCGAGGAAAACUCUGGCCAAGAAUCAGAGGAGGCGUGGCAGACAGUGGGCGACUCCUCGUCGUGGUCCUCCUGCGAGAUUAUACCUCUGGACCAGAGGCAAUAUCCCGCAGGUCGGGGUAGUCCAGUCUUGACGUCCCCCUCACGUCAAGCUGUAGAUGAAAAACAUCUUGACGCUGACACAGACAGUGACCAUAACGGAAGACGCCUGAACACCCCGACAUCCGGGUCCAUCCUCAGCCCCAUCAGCACCGGGAGCUCAGAGGUGUUCCUACCGUCCGCUCCUCCGGACGAUGCUCAGCCUCUCCUAGGCAAACUUCGACAGCAAAUGGCCCAGCAGACGUACGAGUACCAGUCCAGGAUACACAGGUUGGAGCGCUGCAAUGACGCCCUCGAGCGGCAGGUGGCAGCACUGCGCGACCGCCUGGAGCAGCAGAGGCGCAGUCGGAGCGCGGCGGAGGUCAGGAUCGGCCAGGUUGAGCGGGCCAGGGCGGCUGCGGACCACCGCAACGCCACACUGCAGGCGGACAUGGAGCUGUUUUUCCGGACACGCGGAAAGAUCAGAACGCGGGAACGGGGGCAUGAGGGAAAGAGAGACCGACGCAUCUUAAAGAGUCUGUGAGGACGGGGGGAAAGAUGAAGAAUUAGUUGUGCUGGACUUACAGCUUCUAUAUUUGGAAACAACGCACAGCAAGUCUGCGUUCAUUUGCAUGAGUGACGGAAAGAACCCGAGUUCCUUUAUUUGUUGACGCAAUAUUAAAGGGGCACC